CGUGUGUGUGUGUGUGUGUGUGUGUGUGUGUGUGUGUGUGUGUGUGUGUGUAGCUUUUUUCCCACAGAGCUAUUCAACUGUCCCAGAAACAUUUGUGAAAGCCUUUCCCCCAUUACAAUGACAAGGUAGCUCCGUCAAAAAAUUAAGACUAUUCAUGUGUGAAGCUGUUAAUUUACCCUCUGUUAUUUCUGCUUAUAGACUUAUGCAAACACCACGGUACCGACUGUCAGUUAUUAUCACCUUACCGUAAACCUUCAAGUUAGCUUGAGUUCUUCAGUUUGUUUCCCAAAGCUACUCUGGGUGUUCUAGGUCGUUUGUGUAUAGGACUCUUCCUUAGGUCUGCCCAACACACUGGCAGCCAGAUGGGUGCGUAGGCACUGCGGGUUCGCCCCACCCUCCCCAUUGGAGCUCCCCGAGUCACCGCCCACUGUCCCACUCUCACGCAGCCAGGCGCGGGAUUCCCCGAUAAGGGCUUCCCCGGGGCCGCGCAGCUGGGCAAGGAGCCCCGGUGGACAGGUCCACACCACUCCCUCGCUGCUUGCUAGGAGCCCCCAGAGCUCCCUGGACUAGAAGCACCACCCAGCUAGGGGCACUUCCAGAAGGGGAACAUCUCCUACUGGACCUCGACAAGGAACUACUGGAUGAAGCUUCCCUGAACAGGGUGCAUCCCCAACCGGGAACACCCUGACCUGCCUUAACACCCCACUGGAGACUCCAGGUCCAGAGCAGCGUUCUGUCCCCCAGCAGCCUCCACCAGCGCUGACAGUGACAGCCGCUUGCUUGUGCCUCCCUUCUUGGUUUCUGUUUUUCUUUUCUUUUCUUUUCUUUUCUUUUUUUUAAAUCUCCCUCUUUUCUUUCUAGUUGCCUUAUCUCUUUAAUCAUACUUCUGGGUCCACUUGAGGCUCUUCUCUUUGGUUUCCUGUUUAAGGGGGGUGGGGAAAGGAUGGUUAACUUUUCUCUCCUGCUUUCUGAACUCUUGCUUCCACAUCAAGACCAGUGAAACAGAAGGAGGAGUCCUUGGCCCAGCCUGGGAGCUGAAGAAAUAAUUUGACAUAAACUCUUAAACAUGCAUUAUAAAGAAUUACUCUUUGCACUUGGAGUACUUAUGUUUAGACUCACUUCAGAGUAUUGCAUUUCACGUAAUUCUGUUAAUGCAAUUGAAGGAGAAUGUUUCCACCUGAGCUAUUGUCUAGAUUCAACUAGCCAUAACCAUUCAACAACCCCCAUAAAAUGGUAUAAGAAUGCCACCGAGCUAAGCUCCAACAGUUCAACCAGAAUUAUUGCCCAUAAUAAUAAUUUGGAGUUUUGGCCAAUUGAGUUGGAUGACAGUGGAGUUUAUGAACUUCACACUGGAAACAAUAUUUUGGAAAUCACAAUAAAUGUCUUCAGAAAAAGUGAAAACAGCUGUUAUACUGAGAUGCAUGUAACAAGUCAGUCUGUGGAAGUUGGUAACGCUUUGAACAUAAACUGUAAAUAUGAUUACGAUGGAAUACAGAAUAACAGGACAGUAUUGUAUAAGAACUGCAGUAUGAUGGAGAAUUAUGGUAAUAAUUCAUCACAAAUACAAAUAAGUAAGAAUGCUGAGUUUAUGGAUCAGGGAUAUUAUACCUGCAGUUUUUCAUUUUCUCAUAAUGGAAAACUAUGGAACACCACCAGGACCUACAAUAUAACAAUUACUGAACGAAGAAAUAUACUGCUCAACUGCUCUGCUACUAAAAAUAAAGAAAGUGUAUUUUACUGGAAUUUCGAGACAAAUGAGUCUAAUGUACAUGAAGAAUCUGAACCACAAACUCAGGAUGACGAAGACAAAAGGCUUGUUUCAAAGAUAUUGAGAAUUGAGACUAUUAAUAAAGGAAAUCUAAAUACUAAAUAUAAUUGUGUUCUGAGCACAACAAAAAGAACAGAAAUAAAAACCUUCAUCUUAGUGCAAAAAGAAAUGGAUGAUAUCCCAGGCCACAUCUUCACUAGAGGAAUGAUCACAGUGAUUUUUAUCUCAGUGGCAGUUGUGUGUCUAGUGAUUCUGAGCGUCAUCUAUAGAGUUGACUUGGCUCUGUUUUAUAGGUAUUUAAUGAGAAGAGAUGAAACAUUAACAGAUGGAAAAACGUAUGAUGCUUUUGUAUCAUACCUAAAAGAAUGUCGACCUGAAAAUGGAGAAGAGCAUACCUUUGCUGUGGAGAUCUUGCCCAGGGUCUUGGAAAAACAUUUUGGGUACAAGUUGUGCAUAUUUGAAAGGGACGUUAUGCCUGGAAGAGCUGUUGUUGAUGAAAUCCAUUCACUGAUAGAGAAAAGCCGAAGACUAAUCAUUCUUCUAAGUAAAAAUUAUAUGUCUAGUGAAGUCAGGUAUGAACUUGAAAGUGGACUCCAUGAAGCAUUGGUGGAAAGAAAAAUCAAAGUAAUCUUAAUUAAAUUUACAUCUGUUAGUGACUUCACAUUCUUGCCCCAAUCACUGGAGCUUUUGAAAUCUCACAGAGUUCUGAAGUGGAAGGCUGACAAAUCUCUGUCUUAUAACUCACGGUUCUGGAAAAAUCUUCUCUAUCUGAUGCCUGCAAAAGUAGUCAAGCCAUAUAAAGGUGAAAUAGAAUCUUGCCCGUUCAUUGACAGAUCUUCAAAAAAGUGUCAGUGGGGAGAAAGCCAAAAGGCUUCUCAUGCUUGAGACACCAGAGGUUCUAGGUUCAAUUCCCAGAACCACCAUAAGCCAGAGUUGAGCAUUGUUCUAUAAUUUUUUUUGUUUUGUUUUGUUUUUCUUUGCUUUUGUAUCUAAACUUUUUUUUUCACUAGUUUACAAAAUUACAAGAUAACAGGAGUACAAUUCCACACCAUUCUUAACCACCAGAGUUCUGUGUCCCCAUUCCCUCCAUUGGAAACUCACUGCAUGUUAAGUGAGGUCAGCCAGAAAGAGAAGGAAGAAUAUGGGAUGAUCUCACUCAUAGACAGAAGUUGGAAACCAAAAAGAACUUGUAUUAGAAAUUGCACUAAUUCUCCCAAGAUCACAGAUAUGGGUAUUAACUAUGAUCUGUAUAUUUGUAUAAUUAUUUGUACAAUUGUCUGUCUACCUACCUACCUAUCUAUAUUUUUGCCCAUUUUUUUUUUCCUGAUCCUGCCUACUCUUUCUUUCUAAGUCACAUCUGUAGCAGGGCUUCAGCCUCAACAUGAGUCUAAUGUACAACUGCAGGUCCCUGGCCCUUGGAACCUCCGCCAUACAGUUUGGUUCAUUUGAUCUAGUUAUGGAAACUUCUUUUUUUAAUUAAUUAAUUAAUUAAGUUUAGUUACGAGAGAGAUACAGACAGAAAGAGACCAGAACACUGCUCAACUCUGGCUUAUAG
This is a messenger RNA of Erinaceus europaeus (western European hedgehog), 3323 nucleotides long. It is a transcript of the gene IL18R1, whose product is annotated as interleukin 18 receptor 1. The transcript has 10 exons. Bases 1067 to 2653 code for a protein of 528 amino acids. Lineage: Eukaryota; Metazoa; Chordata; Mammalia; Eulipotyphla; Erinaceidae. The record is from RefSeq and is a predicted model, not a curated record. Gene Ontology annotation, biological process: interleukin-18-mediated signaling pathway; positive regulation of type II interferon production. Gene Ontology annotation, molecular function: interleukin-18 receptor activity; interleukin-18 binding; interleukin-1 receptor activity.